AUGCAGGCUGCUGACUGGUGCUGUUGGCUGACCAUGUACCACUCUUUCUCCAUGACUUGCGUUCGUUGCCCGAAUGACCAACGAAUUCUCUUCCUUGAUUGUCUUACUCCCUAAACAGGCCGAAUCACAACAGCGUCCGCAGUUGCGAGCGUCACCUCGGCAUUGAUUCCAAACUCGACCUUCACUGCGCCGGCUGCACAAGUCGUCCCAUCGACGCCGCCGGGGUCCUCCAGGACCAAAACCGAUGCUGGUGGAACCAACUUUCCGACUGCGGCGGUCGUCGUCGUCGUCGUCCUGUGUACCUUGGUGGGAAUCUUGGUUGCCUACAAGAUCUACGUAUGGUGGUACAGGAAGAAGCAUCGUUACGUCGUCCCCUUGCCCGACGUUCGACCUUUUGCCGCACCGUCCUCGCCUCGCAUGGCGCCGACGAUGAGCUCGCUCGAAGCGGGCGGAGCCCUUGGCGGAGGAGUACCACGAGCGAGUAGUACAUAUGGAUUGAUGCCUGGAGCGGCGUCGUUGGGCCGGGUACGAGAGUCGAGUUGGACGACUGAGGGUGGGCUUAGUGAGGCAUGGACGCCUUCGCCAGGGAUGAACAACAGUCCGGGGUGCACGAGUCCGGGGACCCCGACGAGCAUGCAGCCUCAUUCAGCUCUGACGAGCCGAUCACCGAGUCCCUUCGGCAUGCCCUCGCCCGAUGGAACCGUGUUGCCGAGCUCCGCCAGCCGCGCCAGCUUCUCCUCGGCGUCGGGUACGCGCCGGCAUCUGAUGUUUGGCGCCAACUCGGUCGUCAAUGCGCCUCACCAGAUGCGAACGCAGCCUUCCUCGUCUCGACUAUCGGGCGCACCGCAUGCCCUUCAUUCGAGGAUCGACAUCGUCCCUCCCACGCCACUUGCUCCCCCUCCAGGAUCGGUCAUCGCCAUGGACAAGGCGACGCUCGAUUUCGCACCUUCUUCCGGCAUCGGCGGUGGCUCUGGCGGCGAGACCGAGUCGGAAACGCUCAUCGAUGUCAACCGAUUCACCCUGGACCGCCCUGGACCUACACCGACGUACGACUCUCGGUUCUCGACGUACCAACAGGGGACGUCAUCGAGGGCGUACAGCAGCGUUUCGGGCCGGUCGUCCUACACCGAGCCUCGAUCGGUGGCGCCCGCACCUCAUCAUCGUACACGUUCUUCCCUGGGCUCCGGUCCUUCUACCGUCAGUCCAUUCCAGGAUCCGCGAUUCAUCGCCAGCAGCACCUCGUCCUCGGAGAACGCUUCGCCCAACUCGUCUUCGACCGGGCUCUCGACGCGUGGGGCACCUUUGUCAAACGCAAAAGCACCUGCACCGCUCUCCAUGUCGGCCGCCGCAGCUUCACCUUUUCCACUUUCGUCAGAACCCUCGUCGCCGCUUGAAAAGCUACAACAACGCAUUGCGCAACAAGCGAGACGAAGUGGGACGGACGUCGAGAUCAGUUCGGCGAGUGGUAGUGGAAGUGGUAGCUCAGGAGGACGAAGUGGGAGUGUCGCCGAAAUUGAGGGAUAUCAAGCACCGCGGGAACGACUGGAAGAAGUCAUGAAUGGUCGGGCCUUGCCUCGAGCUUGA
Microbotryum saponariae is the source of this 1584-nucleotide messenger RNA. Lineage: Eukaryota; Fungi; Basidiomycota; Microbotryomycetes; Microbotryales; Microbotryaceae. The record is from the annotation of a GenBank genome assembly.